This is a messenger RNA of Aspergillus caelatus, 507 nucleotides long. RefSeq lists its product as uncharacterized. Bases 1 to 507 code for a protein of 168 amino acids. The transcript has a single exon. The record is from RefSeq and is a predicted model, not a curated record. NCBI's taxonomy places the organism in Eukaryota, Fungi, Ascomycota, Eurotiomycetes, Eurotiales, Aspergillaceae.
AUGAAUGGCAUGUAUAAUGAGUCUUUCAAUUCUCUACCUUUAAUCGAUGAUUGCGACUUGAAUAGCAGAGAGGGAAUGGCAGACUUUGACGAAAAUGACGAGAAUGUUAUCGAUCUCACAGGGGACGUGGAUGGCAACAUCAACAAAAUUAUCAAAAGAGAGCCCAACGAAGCUCUUGGCUGUAAUAGUACCCCAAUCACUUCGGUAAAGCAGGAACCUUUGAACGAGAACCAUCCGCCUCUUAAGGACGAGGUCACAUCGAGCCUCCCUUGGGCGUCCGAGACACAGUUAGUAUGGUUUCGCGCCACAUCAGUGCAGGUUGCGGACGAUUACCUCAAGGAGCGAAACAUCAAGCUGCACAAGGCGAAGGCACGCUGUGUAGUCUCACGAGACUCCUCUGCCUAUAGAGAGGGAUGGAAAACAGUCAAAAGAUUGAUUUUCGUCAGCGAGGUUGGAAUGAGUGAUACAAACACUCAAUCCGCCACUCAGUCCUUGCCACAAAGCUAG